Messenger RNA from Hemibagrus wyckioides, 4708 nucleotides. It is a transcript of the gene gnav1, whose product is annotated as guanine nucleotide binding protein (G protein) alpha v1. Gene Ontology annotation, biological process: adenylate cyclase-modulating G protein-coupled receptor signaling pathway. Gene Ontology annotation, cellular component: heterotrimeric G-protein complex. Lineage: Eukaryota; Metazoa; Chordata; Actinopteri; Siluriformes; Bagridae. Bases 1838 to 2923 code for a protein of 361 amino acids. Gene Ontology annotation, molecular function: GTPase activity; G protein-coupled receptor binding; guanyl nucleotide binding. The record is from RefSeq and is a predicted model, not a curated record. The transcript is spliced from 9 exons.
GUGUGGAGGAACUUGACUGACCUGCACAGAGUCCUGACCUCAACCCCAUAGAACACCUUUGGGAUGAAUUAGAGUGGAGACUGUGAGCCAGGCCAAAACUGGGACAUCUGCCUUUUACCUGCACAUGAAUGUAAUAUGGAGUUGUCCCGCCCUUUACAGCUAUAACAGCUUCAACUCUUCUGGGAAGGCUUUCCACAAGGUUUAGGAGUGUGUUUAUGGGAAUUUUUGACCAUUCCUCUAGAAGCGCAUCUGUGAGGUCAGGCACUGAUGUUGGACGAGGAGGUCUGGCUCACAGUCUCCACUCUAAUUCAUCCCAAAGGUGUUCUAUGUGGUCUAUAUAACUGUGAAGUUCCUCCACACCAAACUCACUCAUCCAUGUCUUUAUGAACCUUGCUUUGGUCACUGGUGUGCAGUCAUGUUGGAACAGGAAGGGGUCAUCCCCAAACUGUUCCCACAAAGUUGGGAGCAUGAAAUUGUCCUCUUGCGUGCCACCAUUUGUGGUUUUACUAUUUAUGCUCUUUAUAAUCUCAAGCCUGGAAACAUUUUAGCAUCAAAACAUCAAAUUACUCUAUGAAUUAUGUUUCAAUAUUUCAACACACUCUCUGAGGUAAAGAAAAACAUGUUGUCUUUGCUAGGUUCUUCAUCAUUAGAUCAUGCCAUUAAGAAGUAAUGUGAAUAAAACUAUAUAUAUGGUUUGGUCUCCUGUUCACAACCGACUCAGCUGUUUGAGGAACCAUUUCCGAAGCCUAAUGUCACUGCAUUAUCACUUUAUUUCUUGCUUUUUGGGAGUCAAUUCCUUUUAUUUUUCCUCAAUUUUUCAUUUUCAAUAGGAAAUGUCACAAAAAAUACUAGAAUAAAAUAAAAAUCACAAACACAGACAUCAUAUAUGCAGAUGGCUGUCAAUCCCUGGCCUGCUUUUUUAUUUUUUAGCUUUGUGGACAAUUCAUUAUUCAUUACAGAAUAACCUUUUAUCCACUUCUAGUUAGAAUUAAUGUAGAAACUGGACAGUUUUUCCCCUCAUAUCACCUGAGGUCAUUUUAACUCGCCAUUAUUCCCUCAGGUUUGUUCGUUAGGGAUGAGUAAAAAAAAACGUUUUCUGAGGUAAAAAUCUUUGAUUUUUUAUUUAAUUUCUUGUUGAAAAGCAAUAAAUCACGUCACAGUAUCGUUUGGAUUGAUUUUAAGGGCCAUAAAAAUAUCCGGAGUUACUUUUAAAUCGUAUGUUUUAUUAUUAUUAUUUUUAUGCUAAGCUAACACACACAGCUCGAGACGCCGCUCAGGUGACAGGAGACUGCGCGUGACGUCACUUCCAGUCGAAACCUGAGCCGUCCAUAGAAACAAAUUUCGUUAAAGAGAUUCGUUAAACACGAGCAAGAAAAAAACAAACGGACGUUUUACUGAGGAGUUUUGUGUAUAAAACAAAAUGACAAGAUAAUGUCUAGAUGUCCGAGAGAAGAAAAAACUGGGGGAAAAGCGGAUUUACCGAACCGGGAACUGAAUUUCAAACUUUUUUGUUUUUUUCUCAUGUUACGGGAGAGACGGAGCUGAGAGAGAGAGAGACAAUUAUCACUAAAGUGUCACUUUUUAGUGAAAUUCCAGAGGUAAAGGACAGUAAAAAAGUGAAAGAUAGGGGAUUUCUCGGGGGUUAAACUUUAACGUUAACGGUUUUAAAGUUAAUCCCUGGAAAGUUGAGGUGCGCGCGCGACCGGACUGAAGUUUUUGAAGAGAGAGAGAGAGAGCGCGCGCGCGCUGUGUCCGAGUCCCGGGACGUUACUUUUAGUUCAACAGCCUGAUGAGAAAGUGUGUGUGUGUGAUAGAGAAAUGUGUGUAAGGCGCAGACAUGGGUCUGUGUUUGGGCUCCGAGGUCACGGAGGAAGGAAAGAAGGCGAAACUUCACAGCGCGGAGAUAGACCGCGAGCUCCACGAGCACGCGCGGAGUGAGAUGAACGUGGUGAAGGUCCUGCUGCUGGGAGCUGCUGAGAGUGGUAAGAGCACACUGGUCAAACAGAUGAAGAUCAUUCACAGCAAUGGCUUCACCAAACAAGAGCUGAGCAGCUUCAAGCCGGCCGUGUUGGACAACCUGCUGAUGUCCAUGAAGUUUGUGCUGCACGGGAUGGGCGUGCUCCGGAUUAACCUGGCCAACAGCAAGAACAAGGUCCAUGCCCACUCUGUUCUGUCAUGUGGGCGGUGCUUUGAUGAAGAGCAGGUGCUUUUCCCAUUCAUAAGCCACGCCCUUUCCUGCCUGUGGGCGGAUCAGGGGGUGCGGUCUGCGGCUGCACGAGGCUACGAGUAUGAACUUAAUGACUCUGCACUCUAUUUUUUUGAGAACAUGACCCGGAUCGUGUCACUGGACUACGUUCCCACGGAGAUGGACGUUCUGCGGGUCAGAAUCCGGACCACAGGCGUGAUUGAGACUCAGUUUAAAGUCAAGCACCUGGUGUUCAGGCUGUAUGAUGUCGGAGGCCAGCGGACGGAGAGGAGGAAGUGGAUCAGCUGUUUUGAGGACGUCAGGGCCGUGCUGUUUGUAGUCGCGCUGAGCGGAUACGACAUGACGCUGGUGGAGGACCCUUCCAUGAACCGACUGCAGGAGAGCCUCCGGCUGUUUUCCUCCAUCUGCAACAACGUGUUCUUCAGGAGCACCUCCAUGAUUUUAUUCAUGAACAAAAUCGAUCUUUUCCAAGAGAAGAUCCUGCACUCGGGCCGUCACCUCAGACAUUACCUGCCGCUCUACAGAGGUGCAGACUGUGAUGUGGAUUCUGCUGCUCGAUUCAUCGCCUCCAUGUUCGUCUCUCAGAACGCCACGCCCCGGAAACUGAUCUAUCACCACUUCACCACGGCAACGGACACCUCCAACGUGCAGGUGGUGUUUCAGGUGGUGAUGGACACCAUCAUGAAGGAGAACCUGGAGGCAGUUUCACUGCUCUGAGAUCCAGUUUAAUCUUUACACAUUCAUCUCCAUUGCUCCUCCAUGUGAAACUUGCAGAACUGCACCAGGAUGGACACACACACAUACACACACACACACACACACACAGAGUUAAUCAGCAGCUCACUGUCCGUGAUGUUCUCCUGAGCUGUCCGAGGUGCUGAACCUCAACACUCUCCUCGGCUCUGCGUGUGAGACAGGAAAGAAAGAAAAACCUGGAAAGGGAGAGAGAGAGCGAGAGACUGAUUGAAAGACAAAAAGAGAGAGAUAGAAAGACAGAGAGAUAGCUUGAGCAAUGGAUAUGAAGAUAUACAGAGUGAUGAAGAUAUACAGAGCAAUAGAUAGAGACUGAGAAUGAUAGAUAUGAAGAAAGAAAGAUUAAUAUAUUUAGAUAAAUAGAGAGAGAGGGGGGAGCAGUGGACAUGGAGAUGGAGAGAGAUAGAAGAGAGGAGGAUAAAUAUAUCUCUGCAGGACCUUUUAAAAAUUCUUCACAAGGGCCAUAAAGAAUGGAGAAAGAAAGGGAAUGAAAACAGUUGAGGAGAGAGUAAUGGAGUGAGAGAUAUGGACGUUUAUUACGUGGUUCUUCUGGUGGGCGUGGUCUCUCCAGGAUGACCCCACCCCCAUGCACAGAACAGGAGGACUCAUUGAAGGGUGUGAUGAUGAUGUCAGACUCUAGAACGUUCCACAUCAUCUACAUCCUGAAGACCUGAGACUGUAUUUCAGCCCCUGCUCCGCCCCUGCUCCACCCUCUGCCCUGCCCCCUUCCUUUCAUCUGUACUGUUGUUGAAUAACAAUGAAGACGUUUACUGUGAUAAAGAGUCAUGCAAUGACUUUUUUUUAAAAUAUUUUAAAUAUGUUCCUCAUGAAGCUUCACACACUCUCAACAUCUGCAUCAACUCCAUGAUGGAGCUCGGACCUGGAGGUUUUCUCCAUGUCCAGAUGAACCAGAAGGUGGUGAUUCGUUUCCUACAGCAGCAUUCUCAUGUGUGUGUGUUUCUAUAGCAACGGCUACACGGGGACUUGAGUUGGACAUUAAAGAUCAAUGGAUUUAUAAAAAAAUAUCUGAUGUAACUUAAAAUUAGGAGGCGGUCAUAUACAUGAACAUUGAUGGAAGGAGUCUCCAGUGUCAGUGCUUCAUCAUAAUGUGUCUGAUGGUGCGUCCAUGUCCAACCUAUGUAUGUGUGUGUGUGUGUGUGUGUGUGGAUGUGUGUAUAUAUACAACAUGUGUAUGGAUGUAUGUGUGUGUGUGUGGAUGUGUGUAUAUAUAUGUGUAUGGAUGUGUGUGUGUGUAUUUGUGUGUAUGAAUGUGUGUAAGUGUGUGUGUGUGUGUGCCUGUGUGUGUGUUUGCACACUUUGUCCUUCACUGGUGUGUUUGGUUGUGCGUUUGGACCCGAGUGUGAUUUCUCUUCCUGAUAAUAUUUACCAAAAAAAGAGCACUGAGUUAAUGAUCAGCAGGAGGAAAGUCUGUUUUUACAACACACUUCGUUCCCCCCCCCCACACACACACAGUGAAGUUGUGCAGCAGUAAUCUGCACUGUGUUGUUAUAUUAUUAUGUAAUAUUACACUUACACGCACUGAAGGUGUGUAAAGCAUCCUGUUGGGGGUUUAUUUUAUUUUAUUUUAUUUCCUUUUUUAUUAUUAUUAUUUUUUGACGUAUUUGUUGAGAGAUGAAGCUGUGAAGUGCUGUGUGUUUGUGUCAAAGUGUGUGUGUGAGAGUGUGUGUGUGUUUGUGUGACACACACCUUCCUGUGCUUUGUAAGAUAUCUUUUGUAAAUGUCUUUUCU